Dovyalis caffra is the source of this 504-nucleotide messenger RNA. Lineage: Eukaryota; Viridiplantae; Streptophyta; Magnoliopsida; Malpighiales; Salicaceae. The record is from the annotation of a GenBank genome assembly.
AUGGCUAAGGUUAAGAAGAUUUUCACCAACAUCCUAAGGUUCCUUGCUUUGGCUGCCACUGUGGUUGCAGUUGUCUUCAUGGCCACCAGCCAUGACUCUGCCCAAGUCUUGAACUUAACUUUCACUGCCAAAUAUAGCAACACACCUGCAUUCAAGUACUUUCUGAUUGCAGAGGCAAUUGCAGGUGGAUAUAUAGCUAUAUCCAUCCUUCUCUCAUUCAAAAGCCAGUUUUGGCGCUUACUUGUAAUCCUAGAUACGUUUACAACAGUGCUGCUGACAUCAAGCAUUUCUGCUGCUGUGGCAAUAGCUCAAGUCGGCAAGAAAGGAAACACUCAUGCCGGUUGGCUACCUGUUUGUGGUCAAGUUCCUGAUUUCUGUGACCAAGUGACUAUAGCUCUUAUUGCUGGUUUUGUUGCAGCAAUAAGUUACUUUGUGCUUCUUCUCUGUUCUAUCUAUGUUGUCCUCAGUCCUAUUUUUGUUAAGCUUCCCUUGAGUGAAGACUAA